This is a messenger RNA of Colossoma macropomum (tambaqui), 969 nucleotides long. Its product is annotated as olfactory receptor 52K1-like. Gene Ontology annotation, biological process: G protein-coupled receptor signaling pathway. The coding region runs from base 1 to 969 and encodes 322 amino acids. The record is from RefSeq and is a predicted model, not a curated record. Gene Ontology annotation, cellular component: membrane. Gene Ontology annotation, molecular function: G protein-coupled receptor activity; olfactory receptor activity. Lineage: Eukaryota; Metazoa; Chordata; Actinopteri; Characiformes; Serrasalmidae. The transcript has a single exon.
AUGGAGCCAUAUGUCAAUUCAACAACUUUUACCGAAUUCUUCCUUCUUGGAUUUCCAGGAGUUCUUCCAGAAUAUUAUGGAGCAGUUGGAACUCUUCUUCUCUUCAUUUACCUCAUACUUGCAGGAGGGAACCUGUUUAUUAUUGUAUUUGUGGCUUAUGAAAAGAGCCUCCAAAAACCAACCUAUCUUAUCUUCUGUAAUCUUGCUGCAGUGGACUUUGCUUUUGGAACUGCCACAAUGCCCAAAACCAUUGCAAAGUACCUGCUUAAAGAUGAAACCGUGCCAUUAUAUACCUGCUUUGUUCAAAUGUUUUUCAUCCAUUACUUAGGGAGUGUCACUUCUAUCCUUUUGCUAAUAAUGGCUAUGGAUCGAUUUAUCGCCAUAUGUAAUCCUCUCAGAUACCCAACUCUGGUUACAAACUACUCUGUUACAAUUGUAUGUGUAGUGUGUUGGGUGAUUCCAGUCUCUUGGAUGACAGUGAUAGCUGUGCAGACCACAGCUGUACCAUUCUGUGACUCCAAUGUAAUAACUCAGUGCUUUUGUGACCACAACUCGGUAGCUAAAUUGGCCUGUGGUGACUUAAGGGCUUCAAGGGUGUUUUCCUUUAUUAUGGCUAUGUUUGUUCUGUUGGUCCCCCUUGCUUUUAUCAUAUUUUCCUACAUAGCGAUCAUCCUCACUGUCUUAAAAAUAUCUAAUGUUCAAGCAAAGUACAAAACAUUCUCUACAUGUAGCCCUCAACUUCUUAUCAUAUGUCUUUACUAUCUGCCCAGAUGUGCUGUCUAUAUUGCUGAUUUGAAAGUUCAGAUGAGCAAUGAUGCUCGCAUUAUGAUCAGUAUGUGGUAUAGUUUGUUUCCCCCAUUAGUCAAUCCAAUUAUAUUUUGCUUUAGAACAAAGGAAAUACGAGAAACUUUAAUAAUGACAUUAAGAAAAAGGAAGAUCAGUGAUCAACUGAAAGCUGCUUUUAGCUGA